UAGGGAAAUAUUGAAAUUCUGAGAGAGCCCCCCCGGCUCUGACUGUGAUACUCCUGCGGGGAUUCGCAAAAUUCAGCUAUUUGCUGUUUUGGAUCAGUGUGGUUGUGCCAGACUUAUCCCGGGACUUGCAUUGCCAUACCAUUCAUCCGGCGUGGAAAGCUGAAAAGGAGCUAUUCUAUAUAACUAAGACAGGAUGCCGGAAGACGUUGAGGCAAAUGGGGCAGAGGUCUCAGAUGCCUUGUCCGAUAAUGAGAACGAGUACGACGACAUGGAACAGCCUAUCAAGGACGAAGAUGCUAAGAUGACUGACCAAACCACGUCGCCCGAGCCUGGCGGCGCCGACCAUUCAGGAGAGGUCAAGAAGAAGUACGAUCCUAAAGACCCCCACCGCCCAAGGAGAAAGAAGGCGAGACGUGCGUGUUAUGCUUGCCAGAGAGCGCAUCUUACAUGCGGAGAUGAGCGUCCAUGCCAAAGAUGCAUUAAGCGCGGUCUUGCGGACGCCUGCCAAGACGGAGUCCGGAAGAAAGCCAAAUAUCUUCACGAUGCUCCUCCAGAAGCUUUAAGACCGGUUCUGGGACCUACUUACAACCCAGCGGUCCAUACGAAGCCAACAAAUGGGAGGCACCUAUCUAACGGGAAUUCCGAAACCUCGCCGUAUUAUUCGGAAGCUUCCAAUUCGUCUACCUACUCCAUAUUCAAUGGCAAUGCUCAGGGACAGCUAUCAUCCCUUUCCGACAAUAUGUCUUUUGCUGGCCAGCAUUCUCCGGUGACGCCCGGGUUUCAACCGCCGAACACGUCGAGAGCAGCGCAGAUGGGCUCUAUGCAAGUUCCUCAAGUAUCUAGCGAGAUGGGCCAUAAUUUCUCAACCGCCUUAUUUGACCCUAGCAAUCCUGCAAUAUUCAAUUUCGACCUCGAAGGCCUGAAUUUUGGGAACCAUUACGGUGCGCUUGAAUUUGGGAUGCUUGGCCAUAUGUCUUCUGGAGCCGCGGAGACUCCUCCUAGAGACGCUAUAGCUCAUCCUCCCGGGACGGAUGUUAACUACGGAUCUACACCGGUUUAUCGAAAUGGAGUCAAUCAAUAUAGUCAUAGUCAUAUGUAUGAGAAUGGCAUGAAUGAUGGCUUCAUGAACGUUGAUCCAAGCAACGGCGGCACAUAUCCGGGUAAUCUGCAGCAUGGCUUGCCUCAUGCGUACGCCGUGGCGGCUGCCGGACCGACGCCAAAUAGUCUAGCAAGUCCAAGCACAGACAAUACAUCAAGCCCGCAACCCACAGGCUAUGGAUUCGAUAAGUCGCCAACUGCGAGCACCUAUACACCUGCCAGCUCUCAACCAAUCGCUCAGCCUACACGACCAAAACCAAAGUCCUCUAGUUCCACGGGUCGGUUUGGGCCUCAGUCUAUUUUAGGCAAACGACAACGCGAUCCAUCUGCGAUCUACGAUACCGUCACCGAGCCCUAUCCAUAUCUUACUGGGUUUCAUAACUUAAUCGCAUUUGUCCAGCGAAGGUUUUCCGCUAACAAGACCCUACGCAUCGCAAAAUCUCUUGCCAGUAUCCGACCUUCGUUUAUUGCAUGCACAAGAAAUCUUAAUCGGCAAGAUCUUAUUUUCAUGGAAAAAUGCCUACAGCGGACUUUAUUCGAAUACGAAGACUUCAUGGGCCAUUGCUCUGCGCCAACUAUUGUCUGCCGAAGAACUGGAGAAGUGGCGGCUGUAAACAAAGAAUUCAUUGCUCUGACCGGAUGGACCAAGAACGUACUGCUAGGAAAAGAACCCAACAUGAAUGUCAAUAACGGUCGGUCGGGAUCUGAGUUGAGUAGCCUCGGUAGCACAGGCAAGCCCGAGUACGCUACGCCGCGGCUAAGAACAGCCCAACCGGACUUGGGCAAGGCCUCGGAAGGCAAGAUACAACCGGCCUUCAUUGCAGAGUUCAUGGACGACGAUAGUGUGGUUCAAUUCUACGAAGAUUUCGCCCAGUUGGCCUUUGGCGAUAGUCGCGGUCAUGUCACGAGAAAAUGCCGACUCCUCAAAUACCGAACGAAGGAAAUGAGCGAGUCUUUAAGCAGCGACGAAUCCCCUCACAAGGACCGACGCAACAGUAGCAUCCUAAGUAAUAGGGUUACGCGGAUCGACGGAGAACACGGUAUAUCCAAACUCGAAAAGGAUGGCAAGAUCGACUGCACAUUCUGCUGGACCAUCAAGCGCGAUGUUUUUGAUAUACCAAUGUUGAUUGUCAUGAAUUUCUUACCGUGUUACUACCGCAAUCAGGACCAAUUGGCCGUAUAAGGAUAUGCCAGUUGGAGCACACGUAUAGAGGCAGGCAUGUUUCUUGGUUUGUUCGUUUCUAGUUCACGGGACUACUAUAUAUAGGUAGCAUGGGUGGCGUUUUGGAUGGAGCUCGUAUUUAGGAGCUCUUCUCCCUUUGAAGGGAGCUGGUCAUAAUG
Molecule: messenger RNA, 2439 nt
Organism: Daldinia vernicosa
Lineage: Eukaryota; Fungi; Ascomycota; Sordariomycetes; Xylariales; Hypoxylaceae
Exons: 3
Coding region: 194-2281 (695 amino acids)
Biological process (GO): cellular response to starvation; regulation of DNA-templated transcription
Cellular component (GO): nucleus
Molecular function (GO): RNA polymerase II transcription regulatory region sequence-specific DNA binding; zinc ion binding; DNA-binding transcription factor activity, RNA polymerase II-specific
Source: RefSeq, a predicted model, not a curated record